AGAAAGGGGGGAAAAAAAAGGAAAUACUCCGCGUGCGCUUCUGGAAGAGAGGUCAUCUCUCUACCCGAAAUCCGGGAAGGUUCCUACGGUGGAGGAUUGAGUUCCAAAUUCUCCCGUGGUUGUUUUUCUCCUCCCACCGAUUACUUGGAAGUUGGACUGAAGCAGAGUUCGGAAAGAAGGAAAAAGUUUGCAUCGGGACUGGAUUUAUUUGCACAACGCAGAAAAGAGAAUCCAAGGGAGAGGGGUUGGUGCAGAGCCGCGAUCACGGAGUUCAGAUGUGUUCUAAGCCUGCUGGAGUGAACACACUGCCAAGACCUGAUGGAGGCCAGAGCUCAGAGUGGCAGCGGGUCGCAGCCUCUGCUGCAGGCACCCCAUGACAGUGGCAGGCAGCGUGGGGAGCCGGACCCCAGAGAUGCCCUCAUGCAGCAGGUACACGUCUUGUCUCUGGAUCAGAUCAGAGCCAUCCGAAACACCAAUGAGUACACAGAGGGGCCCACCGUGGUCCCAAGACCUGGGCUCAAGCCUGCUCCUCGCUCCUCCACUCAGCACAAGCACGAAAGACUCCACGGUCUGCCCGAGCACCGCCAGCCUCCCAGGCUCCCGCCCUCGCAGGUUCAUUCUUCAAGGGCCCCUCUGUCCAGGUCCAUCAGCACGGUCAGCUCAGGGUCUCGGAGCAGUACAAGGACAAGUACCAGCAGCAGCUCCUCAGAACAGAGGCUGUUAGGAUCUUCCUUCUCCCCGGGGCCUGCUGCUGAUGGGAUAAUCCGGGUGCAGCCUAAGUCUGAGCUAAAACCCGGUGAGCUUAAGCCACUGAGCAAGGAAGACUUGGGUCUGCACGCCUACAGGUGUGAGGACUGUGGCAAGUGCAAGUGUAAGGAAUGCACCUACCCGAGGCCCCUGCCGUCGGACUGGAUCUGUGACAAGCAGUGCCUUUGCUCGGCCCAGAACGUCAUUGACUAUGGGACUUGUGUGUGCUGUGUGAAAGGCCUCUUCUAUCACUGCUCCAACGACGAUGAGGACAAUUGUGCUGACAACCCGUGUUCUUGCAACCAGUCCCAUUGUUGUACUCGGUGGUCGGCGAUGGGUGUCAUGUCUCUCUUUCUGCCUUGUUUAUGGUGUUACCUUCCAGCCAAGGGUUGCCUUAAACUGUGCCAGGGGUGUUAUGAUCGCGUGAACAGGCCCGGAUGCCGUUGUAAAAACUCAAACACGGUUUGCUGCAAAGUUCCCACUGUCCCCCCCAGGAACUUUGAAAAGCCAACAUAGCAUUAUUAUUAAUCAGGAAUAUUACAGUAAUAAGGAUUGUUUCUCCACCUUUUUUUUUUUAACACACAUAUGCAACCAACUAAAUAAACAGCUGUAAUCUCGGCACUGUUAAUAGAGGGAUAGAGUAUUUGUCGUUUGCAGUGAGAUGCUUUUUUUUUUUUUUUGUCCAUGUGCCAUUUUUAACUGAUAUGCUUGCUAGAACUCAGCUAAUGGAGCUCCGAGGGGA
Alexandromys fortis (reed vole) is the source of this 1489-nucleotide messenger RNA. It is a transcript of the gene Spry2, whose product is annotated as sprouty RTK signaling antagonist 2. The record is from RefSeq and is a predicted model, not a curated record. The coding region runs from base 319 to 1263 and encodes 314 amino acids. Gene Ontology annotation, cellular component: membrane; cytosol. Gene Ontology annotation, biological process: multicellular organism development; negative regulation of fibroblast growth factor receptor signaling pathway; negative regulation of Ras protein signal transduction. The transcript has 2 exons. Lineage: Eukaryota; Metazoa; Chordata; Mammalia; Rodentia; Cricetidae.